Gopherus flavomarginatus (Mexican gopher tortoise) is the source of this 3126-nucleotide messenger RNA. It is a transcript of the gene FANCE, whose product is annotated as FA complementation group E. Bases 144 to 1814 code for a protein of 556 amino acids. Gene Ontology annotation, cellular component: Fanconi anaemia nuclear complex. Gene Ontology annotation, biological process: interstrand cross-link repair. The record is from RefSeq and is a predicted model, not a curated record. The transcript has 12 exons. Lineage: Eukaryota; Metazoa; Chordata; Testudines; Testudinidae.
UAGGGGGGAAAUCAGCCCUGUGGCAGCUACCCCCCGCUGGCUGCAGCUUCUCUCUGGGGCCUCCCUGGCGUGCUGAGCGGGGAGCCGAAGGAUUCACACAGCAGGCUGCUAAAUCCGGAGUCAGUGGCCUGAGGGUCCGCGCUAUGAUGGAGGCUACUAGGAGCCGCAGGGCUGAUGAGAUGGAAGCUCCCCCAGCUCCCUGGCUGCAGAGGUUUGACAAGCCUUCCCGUCUCCUCCUCCACAUGUUGACGUGUGGGGCGCUGGCUGCCUUCCGAGCCCUCCAGCGCAUCUGGGCCUGCGACGCGCUGGGGCAGGCGUUCCAUUGGCAGAUCUUCACCGAGACCUUGUGUGCUGAAGAGCCCGUGCUGCGAGGGCCCGAGAGGACCCUCACCCUGAGACCAAUACUGCUGCUACUUCCUGUGCUGUGCCAGAGAAAUCUUUUCUCCUUGCUACACAUGGUGCAGGGCAGCGUGCCAAAGGACUGCCUCAGCCAGCUGCUUCAGGCUACCAGGAAAGAUCCCAGCCCAGACCUUUGGGUGCAGGCCCUGCGGGAUCUACUUCAGAGGGGGCUGAGAGAAGAGAAGAGCUGUUGGACACCAGUUCCGCUGACAGACACGUGCCGGCAGCAGCUUAAAACUCUGUGCCAGAAGAUUGUGGGUGGCACUCGGAGCAAACUGGACUUGGAAAGGAAAUGGAGCUGGUUCAUUCAAGAGCAUCCAAGCCCUGAACUCUGGCUGGCUGGGGAUGCCACCAACUCAGCAUCUCAGCUUAGGAAGCGCAAGCAAGUAGCUGAGGAAAGUCUGGACUCCGAGGGGGAGAGGCAGAGGAAAAGGUCCCGGUUGGAAGAGGAGGAGUUAGACCUGGAACCUCUCGCAGGAGGCGCCUUUGUGAAAGGAGUUGGUGCUAGGGAGAAUGAGAUUGGUAUAGAGGCAUCCGGACAUGGGUCCAUUCACAGUCAAACCAGGGGGGCCAAUGAAAAUACCCAGCCGGACGCCAUCAUGGAGACAAGAGAGGCCAGUCAGGGUUCCCAGCAGGAUGCAGCAGCAAAAGUCCCUGAUUUUAUGCAGAUGCACCUGCCUAGACUGAAGAUGCUGCUAGAGAUGGAGUCCAAUCAAACAGAUGGGACUGCCCCUCCUGAACUGCAGAUCCUGAACGAAUGCACCCCUGGCCAGCUGGAGGGACUGUGCUCAUUACUCCAGCUCUCAGAGCGUCCGGAACAUGUCCUCGUACGUUUCUGCACCUGGCUGCUGGCUCUCACGCCCAAGCUCAGCUACACUAAUGCCGCAGUGCUGACGGAGCAGCUCUUCCUCCAGCGGGUUCUCUCGCUGGCCCAACCGGCCUCCCGUCAUCUCAUGGCUGCGCUGACCUCAUUCUGUUCCAAGUACGCUCGGCCAGUCUGCUGUGCUUUGCUCACUCCAGCCCUGCGGACCUUGGGGGCAGGCCCUGAGCGGACAAAGCUAGUGUGCGAGCUGAUAGAGGACAGCCUGGAGCCAGAGUACGUGAGGCUGGUACUCAGCCAGGUUCUUGAGAUGCCAUGGUCAGAGGAGCUUAUCACUGUUGUGCAGACAUUGCUGGGAAGGCAGGUGGAGCUGGCCCCUGAGCUCUUUAACCUCCUGGUCCUGAAACUAUGCCGGCUGGCCCAGGAAUUUGCCAAGUCAAUGAAUUACACCAAGCUGAUGAUGGCUGUGCUGACCAUAUACAGCAGCAACAUUACUGCAGCCCAUCGGAGACAUUUGUCUGGUGCUCUGGAUCUCAACCACACAGCUCUCCGGAAAUCUCUGCAGGUUGCCCUGGAACAAAUGGCUCCCAGGUGAAAUAACAAGUCCGUCCCCUACGUUCCACGGGAAUGGGAGAGCUUCAUGGUCACCUGCCCCAGCCGGGAACACCACAGGUUGCCCGGGAGGGCAUGUGAGAAGACAGUUCUGAGCUCUUGCAUUCCUAGUGUCGGUGUGAUGGAAACGGGUGGAGAUACCCUGAGAUGCUGACAUACGCGGGAGUGGAAACUGCACUGACGUCUUGCUUUAGCUAUUACUCCAUGUACUCCAGCCACCAAGGGUCUGUGUAUGGCCCUUCAUACCACCAGUGACUGUGAUGAGCCCCCUCUGGCACAGGAGAAGGACGGCUUCCAGAGCUAGAGUUAGAGCCAGCGUAAUGGGGCCUUGGAGAACAGGUCGUGCCAAGUAACGUCAGACUGAUGCCUGCAGAAUAUUCCUGAAACAGAGACAUCUGUUGAGUGACUGUAACGGCCAAACCUGGAUGCCCCUUCAACUAAAGAUUCUGUGUAUGGAAAAUCCCACAGCUAAGGAAGAUCUAAAAUUCUAGGAGAACUCCCAGCGUAACUCUCCUUAUUAAUACUCCACCUGCUCCAGGUACCCCUGCGUUCCCACUUGGGCUGUUUUCUUGCAUAAAAACCGUUCAGAUAUGGGGGUUCACUCUGUAUUUUUGGAUCUCCCAACGUGGAGGAUUUUCCUGGCUAAGCUAGCUCAGAGUUGAGCGAACAUCCUUUCUUUAGACCUAGUGAAACUAGUUUGGAUUAAAUAACUUCCUCUCCCUCAGAAUGUGAACUGGACCUUCCUUGAGGUUCAAAGAUGACUCGGCCUUUUCACUUUCCUUCCUGUGACUGCCUCCACAUUCUCCUUGGAAGUGCCAAAAUAUCUGAUGAGGCCGGACUACAAGCAAGUGGCACUAAGUCUCUUCUCAUGAAACUUGCAGCCCAGUUUUGAAGGCAGAUGGUUUUGGUAAGCUUGUGAUCUCUGGGGUGUUUGUGACCUGGAGAUGUUAUUAGUUAUCCCAUAAGUACAGUUUAUAAAGUGAGGAAUUAAAUGCUCGGGGCCGGUGUUCUGAAGUGUCCAUUCCCCCACCGCCCUCCGGAAAGGACUUUAACCUGUGUUAUCUCGGUAAAGGAGACACCUUGCCUCUGCGUGUCUUCGGGGUUCCAUCUUGUCCCAUGGGCUCACCUUUGGGUUCAUUAAACAUCCCAAGUGCUAUUAAUUGCUCACAAAAGCGUUUGUACCUAUUGUGUCUGUCUAAAACCUGAAGGAAAAUACAUUUGUAUUCUUUCUACUUGGGUGUAUUGUCAUUUUUCCUUUGUCAGAGCAGUACAAUAAAACAGAUCAUUUCAUAACC